Molecule: messenger RNA, 1473 nt
Organism: Rhinolophus ferrumequinum (greater horseshoe bat)
Lineage: Eukaryota; Metazoa; Chordata; Mammalia; Chiroptera; Rhinolophidae
Gene: CNN1
Product: calponin 1
Exons: 8
Coding region: 96-989 (297 amino acids)
Biological process (GO): actomyosin structure organization
Molecular function (GO): actin binding
Source: RefSeq, a predicted model, not a curated record
UCAAAACCGUGUGAGGAGGGAAGAGGGUACAGACAGAGCCUCAGCUGCUGCCCGGUCCUCAGCACCACUGUCACCACUGCCCACCACUGGCCAGCAUGUCCUCUGCUCACUUCAACCGAGGCCCUGCCUACGGGCUGUCAGCCGAAGUCAAGAACAAGCUGGCCCAGAAGUACGACCUCCAUCGGGAGCAGGAGCUUCGAGAGUGGAUUGAGGGGGUGACAGGACGUCGCAUAGGCAACAACUUCAUGGACGGCCUCAAAGAUGGCAUCAUUCUUUGCGAGUUCAUCAAUAAGCUCCAGCCAGGCUCCGUGAAGAAGAUCAAUGAGUCGACCCAAAAUUGGCACCAGCUGGAGAAUAUAGGCAACUUCAUCAAGGCCAUCACCAAGUACGGGGUGAGGCCCCAUGACAUCUUUGAGGCCAAUGACCUGUUCGAGAACACCAACUACACCCAGGUGCAGUCCACCCUCCUGGCCCUGGCCAGCAUGGCCAAGACGAAAGGGAACAAGGUGAACGUGGGGGUAAAGUACGCAGAGAAGCAGGAGCGGAAAUUUGAGCCGGAAAAGCUACGAGAAGGGCGGAACAUCAUUGGGCUGCAGAUGGGCACCAACAAGUUUGCCAGCCAGCAGGGCAUGACGGCCUAUGGCACCCGGCGCCACCUCUAUGACCCCAAGCUGGGCACAGACCAGCCCCUGGACCAGGCCACCAUCAGUCUGCAGAUGGGCACGAACAAGGGAGCCAGCCAGGCCGGCAUGACGGCGCCCGGGACCAAGCGGCAGAUCUUCGAGCCAGGGCUGGGCAUGGAGCACUGUGACACACUCAACAUCAGCCUGCAGAUGGGCAGCAACAAGGGGGCCUCACAGCGGGGCAUGACGGUGUAUGGGCUGCCACGCCAGGUCUAUGACCCCAAGUACUGCUUGACGCCGGAGUACCCGGAGCUGGGCGAGCCCGCCCACAACCACCACCCACACAACUACUACAACUCUGCAUAGGGCCCUGGGCCUUCUGCCUUCCCCCCAGGGAGGCCAGCUGCUGACCCCCGCCCCCUGCAUGGCGCCCUCCAGCCCCCUGGCACCUGCCGACAGGGUUAGCAUUUGUGGGGAGCAAACUGGGAGGCUGGUGGGGGGAAGGGGACCCUCCUCCCUGGAUUGCUGCAGGGUCCAACAUUGAUUGAGCUGGGUGUUCCCAACAGCACCCAAAAGACGCACUGAACAAAGCUACCCCAGCUGUCCCCCAACUCCCUCACAGUGGGUCCCCCCAGGACAAGCAGCCCCCCCAAGCGAAGCCCCCAGAGCCCAGGCUCUGCCCGCCCCCACCCCAUUCCCGCAGUGGGAGCCAACUGCAUGCCCAGAGACCCAGCGGACACACGCGGUUUGGUUUGCAGCGACUGGCAUACGUGGAUGUGACAGCGGCGUUUGUAACGCGAGCACUUUCUUUUUCUACUUCACUGGAGCACAAUAAAUGGCUGUAAAAUCA